This is a messenger RNA of Staurois parvus, 1800 nucleotides long. The record is from the annotation of a GenBank genome assembly. Lineage: Eukaryota; Metazoa; Chordata; Amphibia; Anura; Ranidae.
AUGGUACUCAUAUUGGGACGUCGAUUGAACAGAGAGGAGAGUGGAGUUCGUGAGUCACCUGCAACUAAGCGUAAAGUUUUUGAGAUGGACCAAAAGUUGAUGGGACAUGAAGUAUUUGACUUCAAUUCUGGUUCCUCUCACUCUGAGAGCAUCUUACAGAUCUUUAAUGAGUUCCGGGAAAGCCGUCUGUUUACUGAUGUUGUCAUCUGUGUGGAGGGCAGAGAAUUUCCCUGUCACCGAGCCAUCCUGUCGGCCUGCAGCAGCUAUUUCCGAGCCAUGUUCUGCAAUGACCACAGAGAAAGCAGAGAGAUGCUGGUGGAGAUCAAUGGGAUUUUUGCAGAAGCCAUGGACUGCUUUCUCCAGUAUGUUUAUACAGGAAAAGUAAAAAUUACCACAGAAAAUGUCCAAUAUCUCUUUGAAACUUCCAGCUUGUUUCAGAUUGGUGUGUUGCGUGAUGCAUGUGCAAAAUUUUUGGAAGAGCAACUUGACCCUUGCAACUGCCUUGGAAUCCAACACUUUGCAGACACUCACUCACUCAAGACGCUUUACACAAAGUGUAAAACAUUUGCACAACAGGCAUUUGAAAUUGUUGUUCAACAUGAGGAAUUUUUGGAGCUGGGGAAAGCAGAGGUCAUUGAUUAUAUCAGCAGUGAUGAUUUGGUUGUCAGCAAAGAAGAGCUGGUAUUUGAAGCUGUCAUGCGCUGGGUGUACCACCAUGUUGAUGUCAGAAGGCCUAUGUUACAUGAACUUUUGACACAUGUUAGACUACCACUACUCCAUCCUAACUACUUUGUUCAGACAGUAGAAGUAGAUCAGCUUAUUCAGAACACCCCAGAGUGUUAUCAGCUGCUACAUGAAGCCAGAAGAUAUCAUGUACUGGGAAAUGAGAUGAUGUCACCACGUACCAGACCAAGGAGGUCUACUGGCUACUCUGAAGUCAUUGUGGUUGUGGGAGGUUGUGAACGUGUUGGAGGCUUCAACCUGCCCUACACUGAAUGCUAUGACCCAGUGACUGGUGAAUGGAAGUCACUGGCAAAGUUGCCGGAAUUUACCAAGUCAGAAUAUGCUGUUUGUGCUUUGAGGAAUGAUAUUCUAGUGUCAGGAGGAAGAAUCAAUAGUCGGGAUGUCUGGAUCUAUAAUUCUCAACUAAACAUUUGGAUUAGAGUAGCUUCUUUGAAUAAGGGCAGAUGGCGUCAUAAAAUGGCUGUCCUACUGGGAAAGGUAUAUGUGGUUGGUGGAUAUGAUGGUCAGAACAGACUGAGCAGUGUUGAAUGUUAUGACUCCUUCUCAAAUCGCUGGACAGAUGUAGCCCCACUGAAAGAAGCUGUGAGUUCUCCAGCGGUUACAAGCUGUGUUGGGAAACUGUUUGUGAUUGGUGGAGGACCUGAUGACAACACCUGCUCAGAUAAGGUGCAGUGCUAUGAUCCUGAUACAAAUACCUGGCUACUCCGAGCAUCAAUUCCUAUAGCAAAGAGAUGCAUUACCGCUGUGUCCUUAAACAACCUCAUAUAUGUAGCUGGAGGGCUUACUAAGGCAAUUUACUGCUACGACCCUGUGGAAGAUUACUGGAUUCAUGUACAGAAUACAUUUAGCCGACAGGAGAAUUGUGGUAUGUCUGUCUGCAAUGGGAAAAUCUUUAUACUCGGUGGGAGAGGUGAGAAUGGAGAAGCAACGGACACCAUCCUAUGCUACGAUCCAGCGACUAGCAUCAUUACUGGAGUGGCAGCCAUGCCCCGACCUGUCUCUUACCAUGGCUGUGUAACAAUUCAUAGAUACAAUGAAAAAACCUUCAAAAUGUGA